Molecule: messenger RNA, 1623 nt
Organism: Chrysoperla carnea
Lineage: Eukaryota; Metazoa; Arthropoda; Insecta; Neuroptera; Chrysopidae
Gene: GluRS-m
Product: probable glutamate--tRNA ligase, mitochondrial
Exons: 8
Biological process (GO): glutamyl-tRNA aminoacylation
Molecular function (GO): zinc ion binding; glutamate-tRNA ligase activity; ATP binding
Source: RefSeq, a predicted model, not a curated record
UUUACUUGUUUUUUUUGGUGUGUUUUUGGUUAAGUUCAGUUUUUCAUCGAUUCAUCGUUGAUGAUAAAAAUUUUCGAAUUAUAAUUUUUUAAGAUGUUGUUUUUGAAUUAUGUUAAAAAUCAUGCUAUAAUAUUUACAAAGCAUGUAAGAUAUUUUUCGAAUUCGAAAUCAUUUCAUUCGAAAAUUGUUCGUGUUCGAUUUGCACCAAGUCCUACCGGUUUUUUACAUCUGGGUGGCCUUCGAACAGCCUUAUUCAAUUAUUUAUUUGCUAGAGCAAAUAAAGGAAAAUUUAUUUUACGUAUUGAGGACACAGAUCAAACACGUAUUGUUCCCGAAUCGGUUCAACAACUUAUCAACGAUUUAAAAUGGGCUGGUUUAGAAAUAGACGAGGGUCCAAAUGUUCCAGGUGCAUACGGCCCGUAUACACAAUCACAACGUACAGAUAUUUACCAGAAAUAUAUAAAAAUUUUAUUAGAAAAUAAAAGUGCGUAUCAUUGUUUUUGUACAGAUCGACGUUUAAAUUUAAUUCGUAGAGAAGCGUUAAAAGCACGAGAAAUACCAAAAUAUGAUAAUCGAUGUCGAUAUUUAACGGAUGCUCAAGUGACCGACAAACUUAACAAAGGUGAAAAAUCUUGCAUUAGGUUUAAAUUAAGGAGUGAUUGUGAGACGUUUGAAGACCUGGUGUAUGGUAAUAUUGCUUACGAUGUAGCAUUGAAUGAAGGUGAUCCAGUAAUAAUGAAAGGUGAUGGAUACCCGACUUAUCAUUUUGCAAACGUUGUAGAUGAUCAUCUGAUGGACAUUACUCAUGUGUUACGUGGCGUUGAAUGGCAAAUAUCAACAACCAAACAUAUACUAAUGUACAGAGCAUUUAAUUGGGAACCACCAAAAUUUGGACAUUUACCAUUAUUAUUAAAUUCAGAUGGUACCAAAUUAAGUAAACGACAGGGAGACAUUCAUAUAUCAAGUUUUCGUGAAGCUGGUAUUUUUCCACAAGCUCUAAUUAAUUUCGUAACACAUUCUGGCGGUGGUUUUGAUCGGGAUUCAGAAUUACGACAUUAUUCCAUGGCUGAAUUAAUUGAAUUGUUUAAUAUUAAACGUGUCAAUUCACAUUCGACCCGAUUAAUGCCCGAAAAAUUAUUAGAAUAUAAUCGACUUGCUUUAAUGAAUGAAAUAAAAAAUGAAAAUUCGUUAAAUAAUUUAAUUACAGAAGUUAAAAAUAUGGCGAUUAAAUUGUACCCAAAAGAGAAUGAAAAAGGUUUGUUACAAUUAAAUGAAAAUCAUAUUCGAACAAUUCUUGUAUGGGCACAAAAUCGUAUUCAUAAAUUAUCCGAUUUAUUUGCACCAAAUUUUUCAUUUUUAUGGAUUUUACCAACAAUUUCAAAUUUAACAUAUGAUGAAAAAUUAUAUGAUAUUGCAUUAUCGUUACAAAUUAUGUUGAAAAAUGAGAAGGAAAAUUUAAAAAAAGAUCAUUUAAAUAUCAUUUUAAGAGAUUUUUCUGUGGAAAAACAGAUUCGUUUUAUUGAUUUAAUGAAAUUUUUAAGACUUGUAUUUAGUGGUUUAGAGAAAGGACCUGGUGUAGCUGAAAUGAUGGAAAUUUUAGGGAAAAAUGAAUUAUUAUUAAGG